Bactrocera tryoni is the source of this 1649-nucleotide messenger RNA. RefSeq lists its product as uncharacterized. The coding region runs from base 504 to 1457 and encodes 317 amino acids. The transcript has 3 exons. NCBI's taxonomy places the organism in Eukaryota, Metazoa, Arthropoda, Insecta, Diptera, Tephritidae. The record is from RefSeq and is a predicted model, not a curated record.
AUUACAAGUAAAAAGCAAUUAAGAAAAGGUUCUGUGCAAACUAAAGUGAAGAAGAUGAGUGAAAUUGUAAACAAAUACUGCUCAAGCAUUAUCAUUACCUAUGGUUUACACAGUAAACUUCUUUAUCAUUCAUCUAUAAAAGAAAAGAAAAUAGAAUAUAUGUAAGUAUGUAUAACGCCAAUUGGAAGAUGCAGUGAAUUGCGUUCUAUACAGAUAUAAAAUUAUAAAGAAUAAAGAAAGUAUUGGAUAUUGCAAACAAAGCAAGCUUUUGCACCUUCGCAGUACAAGGUAAAAAUCCGGUUAUUAAGAACGGGGUAUUGCGUUGCAAAAGUGCAAAAUUAAUCAUCAGUGCUGCCAUACUCAAAAACACUGAGUUAAAUAAAUUGCAACAUUCACAACGUAGAGUUUGCACUAAUUAACUGAAUAUGGCAAUAUUGUAGAACUUUUAAUUACUACUGAAUUCGUGCAAAAAUUUGCGUGCUGUCCAAAUUAUUUAAUAAAAUAUGAAGAGGAAAUUACAACAAAAAAGAAUUAAAAGAUGGACACAAAGCGAAAUAAGUAAAAUUAUUGACUAUAUGGCAGAGCAUGGAAAUUUGGAGAAACCAACAGCGCGAGCAUACUAUGAUACAUUCCUAGAAAUUACGCCGAUCGAUGCAACUUGGGAUUUAAUAAAAUGGAAGGUGCGUUAUUUGAAAACACUGUACGCAAAGGCGAAUCAAUGGUUAAGUUCUCCCGAAGCUGAAUCACUAAGUGAGGAACUGGUUGUUGAGCGUAUACAGAAAAUAUGUCCCAACUAUGAGCGUUUGCGAAAGAUAUUUGGUGUGAAACAAGCGCAAGUUGUGGAGAUUCUCGACUCGAACGACUCAUUUGCCGAUUGUUAUAUUGAUGAAUUUGAGGAAAAUAAUGACAUGGCGGUGGAUGUAAAGGUAUACGCUGAUUACAAUGCAUUUGAAAACCUUCGUCCAGAUGAAACUGAAAGCAUGAAUUUUGAAAAUAAAUUAAGCCCAGAAGUGGAUAUUACUCAAAUGUCAACCAAUUCUACACCAGCACUCUGCGAUGUAUUACAUGAACAGUUAAUUGCAGACGAAACGGCAGCUGCAGAAACUUCGCCCAACGCCAAAGAUGCGAGCAACGAACAAACGAUUGCAAAGCGGGUAAAAAAAGAAUCGCUGCGACAUUCACUCUCCGCCUUAAGUCAAAGUCAGGAAAGCCGCAAUGAAAUGCAACGGCUACGAUUGAAAUUUGAAGAAUAUAAAUUCGUGCAGGAAUUUCAAUUUGUCAAACAGAAAUUCGAAGCCGAAAUGGAGUUGAAAAAGCAAGAACUCGAAUUAAGAAAAAUGGAAAUAGAGAGUAAUGAAAAGCUAAAACUCAUGGAGAUUGAGAAAAGCGAACGAAUCGCUAAAUAUGAAUUGAAUUUGAAAUAUAAUGGACACAAUGAUAGUCUGCGCUCAGAUUAGUGGUCAUGAACAUUUUCUGGGUUGAAAUUUUUUUAUUCCUGUCUAAUUUAUGUUGCUUUGAAAGUUUGUUGUAUAACCUACUUUUUUUGUUUUGUUCUUAGAGUUACACAAAGAAGGAACGCCAAAAAAUUAUAAAUGUAAAAUAUGUACAUAUAUAUAUUUUUUUAAUUCUUAAUUAUAUGCUUGUGAUAA